AUGGUGGAUCACGUAGUCCUGAACGCCUUCAAGCGCUUCGACAAGGAUGGAAAUGGGUCCAUCUCCCGAGAUGAGCUAAGCAAUGUCUUGCAGAAGCUGAAUCCAGAUGAUUGGGACAGUGAACGCAUCGAUGAGCUAUUGGCGGCGGGAGCAGAUACCAAUAUGGACGGCAAACUGCAAAUUGAUGAGUUCAUGAGAUGGAUCUUUGCAGAAGAUCCCAAAAGCAUCGGUCUUGGCUUGGGCCGGGUGGCUGACUUCACCUACGUGAUCUCAGGUUGCUCUCGGGCGGAGAUCAAUGGUGUCUACACUCAACAAGCCAAGUUUUGCAGUCACCGUCCGGUGUUCUACUGUGCUGCCAACAAGUACUUUCUCUUCUAUUGGCAAGCCCGGGAGCAAUGGCAAAUUCACAAGCGGACCUCCGGCAAGUCUUGCGCUCGCUUGAAGACCUCUGGAGCACCUCACCUCGAAUCCGGUUGGCAGGUUUGGAAGAAGAAGGACCGAAGCCUGCGCAGUGCAUUUCUGCCAGAGGCAGAGAUGACGUGCACUUUGCCGGAGGCUCUGCCUGUCGAGGAACAGAUUGCGAAAGCACCAAAGGCCAUGUACAGCAACGAGUACGGGACCUUCCUCAAGCAAGAUGAGCUAUUUGGAGGUCGACCUGUUUACUACAAUGAGCUGUACAAGAUGUUUAUGAUCUACGUCGAAAAGUCAGAGCACUGGAAGUUGUCUUAUCACAAAGACGAUGGUGAAGGCACUGAAAUCAGCGGGAAGACCAAAGGGUAUUCUCCUGAUCUAGCGACUUGGUCAGAGGAUGGGGUGAUGAUGGACGUCUUCGCUUUCGACCCCGAUGCCACGUUGAAUGCCUCAGUGCCGGAGGGAUGGAAGGAUCCAAGCUUCCCACAUGGAGUCGAAAGCCUCGGGAAGCGCUUCGAAGAUGAAGAAUGUGAGUGGGUCAGGGCAUUGGCCUUGUCUUCCAAACCAGUGCUCUUCCACAAGAUAGAGCCAUGUGAUGCUUGCCAAGGUCAGCUUGGGGAUACUUGGCUCAUCGCUGCUAUCGCAGCAGUGGCCGAAUACCCCAACUAUUUAAGAGACAAGAUCUUCAUCACCAAGCAAGCUGCAGCUGAUGGCAAGUAUGAGCUCCAACUCUUUGAUUGGAAAGACACCCAGACUUGGAAGACGAUCCAAGUUGAUGAUUAUCUUCCCUGUCAACCUCGGAAGGGCAAAGAUCCGUUCCAACGGCCCAUGUUCGCAGACUUGUCGGAUGGUGAGAUGUACGUGCCAUUGUUGGAGAAGGCUUUCGCCAAGCUCUUCGGCUCAUACGAACAGCUGCAUCUUGGCACGACGGGCAUGGCCUUCGCGGCUUUGACCGGCUGCAGCACCGUGCAGCGUUUCGGAUCAUACUUGGAGGAUGUGAGGGCUGUGACCAAGGGAUGUGGAGGCAAAUCCCUUUGGGAGGUCACCGCUCGAGACGGCGUGACCGUUCGUUCCCAGGCCGACGUGAAGAGCACGAAGGUCGGGAAGCUGGCGAAGAAGGCCGUCUUUGAGGAGCUGGACCGAAACUGCCAUCGAAUCAUGAUGAAGAAGAUUGAAGGUGAAGGAGCUGAGUAUGGCUGGAUCAACUACUACGUGGGUGGUGAGAAAAUGGCGGAACGCACAACGAAGGUUCAAUGGGGUUCGAGUGUGGGGCAUGUCGGAGAGCGAUUCAAGAAGGAGAGCAUCACACCACUGGAGGGUGACAUGUGGGGCAAGCUGCUUGAAGCAGACCAGUCCAACAACCUGAUUGUGGUGACCUUCGAGUUCAAAGGUGUCAACGCCCAAGGCCGCCCCAUCUAUGGUGUUCGCCCUGAUGGUCUGAUGUCACGGCACGUCUACUCGGUGUUGCAAGCCGUGGAGAUUCCGGGAGAGGUCUGGGAAGAUCCAAAGAGGAUGGUGAAAUUGCGAAACCCCUUUGGCCGUUGUGAAUGGAAAGGCCCUUGGAAGGAUGAGGGUGAGGAGUGGAAGAAGAAUCCCGAGCUUGCCACGGCAUUGAGGACCGGGCCAAGCACAGACGGGUCGUUCUGGAUGGCCUGGGAUGACUUUGAAUGGUGCGCGGACACCUUGACCAUAGUCCCUGCGGAGAUCCCAGUCAAGCGUGGUCAACAUGAGGAAGACGACGAGGAGGCAGGUGAAGAUUGA
Messenger RNA from Symbiodinium natans, 2172 nucleotides. NCBI's taxonomy places the organism in Eukaryota, Dinophyceae, Suessiales, Symbiodiniaceae. The record is from the annotation of a GenBank genome assembly.